GAAGGCUCAGAAUGGUAAGCAAUGUCUUCGCUGGACAAAUCUAUGCCCUUCCUUGUUGUCCUCACGUUUGUGCUCAUCAAAUUCAAGCCCAUCGCUUGCCAACCAACCUACAAUGACCAUGUCUGUUUACGCCCAUCUAAUGAUACAGCAAACUCUACUUUUGGUCCCAAUCUUGCCACACUUUUAGAUUCUUUAUCCUCUGAAGCAUUCCUCAACAAUAGCUUCUACAAGAAUGGCUCCAACGGCAUCUUUGCCCUUUUUCUCUGCCGGGGCGAUGUUUCGAGCAGCUCCUGCCAGUCCUGCAUCGAGAAUGCAACUCAAACGCUCCCCAAUCGAUGCCUGUCCAACCGGGAAGCGAUCAUAUGGUAUGACGAGUGCAUGCUGCACUACUCAGAUGCCGACUUCUUUGGAGUGAUGGCGACAUACCCAAGGGUCUUCAUGUGGAAUGUCCAGAACAACACAUCGCCCAAUGAUCCAGAUGUCAGCGCUCUCGCUUUGAUAUACAAUCUAGCGGCUAACGUUCCGUAUACUUCUAUGAUGUAUGAAGUGCAUGAAUCCGAUAGAGGCAACAGCUCACAGCAAAGAUAUGGACUUGUGCAGUGUAGUAGAGACAUCAAUAGUACUCAGUGCGAAUCUUGUUUGGCUCAGCUGACAGACGAUAUCAAGCAGUGCUGUGAAGGGAAAAAGGGUUGGCGAAUUCUGAGCCCGAGCUGUAAUCUCCGAUAUGAGGAUUACCUUUUCUAUCAGCAACAGGCGGCUUCACCUCUUCCGAGUUCAUCUACAGAUAAAGGAAAGGGACGGAAAAACACAACGAAGAUCAUAGCCAUUACUCUGUCACUGAUUUUGGUAGUGGCAUCACUUCUGGUGUCUUGUUACUACUUAUCCAGGCAUAGAAAGAGUCGGCAAAGAGAUGGAGAAACAAGUGAAGAUACACUUUUGCGAAGCAUGGAGGAUUCUGCGCACAGGACGAGCUUGAAGGAGAGAAGCGCACCCAAUGGAUACCAAGACGAAAGCGGCGAGAUACGCUAUUUUGACCUGCCUACUAUACUAACAGCUACAAACAAGUUCGCCGAUACUAAUAAACUUGGAGAAGGUGGCUUUGGGCCAGUCUACAAGGGCAAGCUACUUGAUGGGAAAGAAAUUGCAGUCAAGAGGCUUUCGAUGAGAUCGAGCCAAGGCAUUGAAGAGUUCAAGAAUGAAGUGAUGCUCAUUGCUAAGCUUCAACACCGAAAUCUAGUGAGGCUAUUGGGGUGCUGCUUAGAGCGAGGCGAAAAGCUUCUUGUAUACGAAUACCUAGCAAACUGUAGUCUUGAUGCCUUCCUAUUUGAUCCGGUGAAAAGGAGCAAAUUAGACUGGACAAAGCGUGCGCACAUUAUCAGGGGAAUAGCAAGGGGCCUUAUGUAUCUGCAUGAGGAUUCUCGGCUCAAAAUCAUCCAUCGAGAUUUGAAAGUGAGCAAUGUGCUAUUGGAUAACGAGAUGAACCCGAAGAUAUCAGAUUUUGGCACUGCUAGAAUUUUCGAAGGCAAUCAAAUUGAAGCUAACACUAACAAGAUCGUUGGGACAUAUGGGUACAUGGCUCCAGAAUAUGCUAUGGAAGGGCUAUUUUCAGUGAAAUCCGAUGUCUAUAGCUUUGGGGUUUUACUGCUCGAAAUCCUUAGUGGACGAAAGUGCAGCUCUGUUUUUAAUAACUGUGAUCAUGGUCAGAGCCUAGUAUCAAGUGCAUGGCUACUGUGGAACGAAGAGAAAGGGCUAGAGUUAGUAGAUGCAAACUUGAUCGGAUCCUGUCCGAGAAACGAAGCUCUAAGAUUGAUCCAUAUAUCGUUGUUGUGCGUUCAAGAGGAUCCAAGUUUUAGGCCUACUAUGUCGACAGUCGUCCUCAUGCUCGGGAGCGAAUCAGACCUUCCUCACCCAAAAUCGCCUCCCUUCUCUAUAGGCAAAUCUUUCAUGUUGGAUCAAUCUUCCACCGACGCCGGCACUGGAUGCCUCUCUACCGAUAAAUCUUCAACAAGUGCAUCAAACUAAUUCGGCUUAUGGUAAAAUUCUGUAUGCAAAGUCCAUGAGAUUUAAUUAUCCCAAUUUCAUAUACAUGGAUUCACCU
Eucalyptus grandis is the source of this 2098-nucleotide messenger RNA. Its product is annotated as cysteine-rich receptor-like protein kinase 10. NCBI's taxonomy places the organism in Eukaryota, Viridiplantae, Streptophyta, Magnoliopsida, Myrtales, Myrtaceae. Gene Ontology annotation, biological process: protein phosphorylation. The transcript has 7 exons. Gene Ontology annotation, molecular function: ATP binding; protein kinase activity. Bases 22 to 2022 code for a protein of 666 amino acids. The record is from RefSeq and is a predicted model, not a curated record.